Messenger RNA from Maniola jurtina (meadow brown), 2734 nucleotides. It is a transcript of the gene eIF4H1, whose product is annotated as eukaryotic translation initiation factor 4H. The transcript is spliced from 6 exons. NCBI's taxonomy places the organism in Eukaryota, Metazoa, Arthropoda, Insecta, Lepidoptera, Nymphalidae. The record is from RefSeq and is a predicted model, not a curated record. Gene Ontology annotation, molecular function: RNA binding. The coding region runs from base 49 to 981 and encodes 310 amino acids.
GCAAUACAAAAUACAAUCACGCUCCACAGAUUAUAUAGAAUGCGCUAGAUGCGCGCCGUGCGCGCGCAGUUAUUAUUCCAUUCCAUGUUUCUAAACAUGGCAGGUCGUAGUGGGUUUGACGAUGGUAAUCUGAGGGACUUCGGAGGCGGCCGAAGGACGGCGGGCGGGCGCCCGCUCCCGACUGAGCCCCCUUACAAGGCCUAUGUUGGAAAUUUACCCUCUGGCAUCAUUCAAGGCGAUAUUAACAGAAUCUUUCCAGACUUAUCUAUUAAAAAUGUGAGGCUGGUUAUGGAUAGAGAAACAGACAAAUUCAAAGGCUUCUGCUAUGUGGAAUUUGAAUUUUUGGAAGAUUUGGUUAAGGCAAUUGAACUGAACGGUGCUCUCAAUGUAGAUGGUAACUUUAUCAAAAUCGAUGUUGCUGAAGAAAAAAGAAGCGGGGGGGGCGGCUUCGACCGCGGGCGCCGCGACGGACGCGACGGCGGGCGCGAUGGCGGGCGCGGCGGCGGCGGUGGCGGAUUCCGGCGCGACGGCGGCCGCGGUACGUACGAGCACUUCGACGCGGCCGAGCGCCGCGCGCCUCGCACGCAGGGUGGCGGGUUCACACAGGAGUCGACAUUAGAUCGCGAGCGGGGAGAGCAACGCGGAAGCGGCGGCACGAGCGGCGAGCGGUGGAACGAGCAGCGCGGCGAACGGUGGAGCGAGCGCGGCGGGCGCGGCGGCUCGGAGGAGGCGCGCAGCGGGGACUGGGGCCGCAUGGGCCGCUCGGGUGCGCCGCCCGCGCCGCGCCAGGCGCCCCGCCGCAACUUCGACGACAUGCCCGCUCCGCCAAGAUCAGACACAUCGGGCAGGCCGAAACUGGCGUUGGCGCCGCGGACGGUGAAGGAGCCGGUGAACUCGCUGGCGGCGACCAGUCAGGCCUCAUCAAUAUUCGGCGGCGCGCGGCCGCGGGAGGAGAAACUCAAAGAGAUGGCGAACGAGUAAACUGCGCCUACCCCCGAACUACCCCUCCAACUACCCUCUCCUGUGUGUAAAUGUAUCGAUGCCCCCACUAUUCAUUAUACUCUGUUACAAUCCAAUUUGAAUUUAAGGUAAAUUGAUACUAUAUUAUUAACUUAUUCAUGAAAAUAUACACGGUGUAAGGGAGGUGUAAGGGAUGGUUCACACAAAAGUAAAUGCGUGGUAAUAAAAGCAUUUUAUUUCCCUCACUUUUUGACCUAGCGUCGUUUUUUUUGCCCAAUUAUGUAAGGCUCAAAGUCAAUUGUUAUAAAUUAAUUGUAUUGUUCUUAAAAAAUACAUAAUUGUUAAAAAACCACAAAAAUGGGAUUUCGGCACGCCGCUAGCUUGACGGUCCUCGACCAGUUAAGUAAAGCGAGAGACGGUAAAGUCUCUACCUUACACCUUGUAUGGUGAGAAAAAUGUUUUUUUUUUCUUUUACUCAUUUAAUGUCAUUCAUGAAUCAGAGGAUGAUAAUUAUUAUGAUUAGCUAAUUAUUGCACUGUUAAGGCACUAAUUACUAAAAUUAAUUAACCAUCUUUUGUAUCUGGAGAUUUUGUUAUCAGUCAGUGCCAGUGAUGUAAUGAGUAUAUUAAAGUAUAUUUUUGUUAUAAAAAUUUAGAUAAUAUUUUUGUGAACAAGAUUUUUUAAUAAUAAUAAUCAAUACACUUUAAUUAUGUAUUAAUUGUAGUUAUUACAAAAAUUAAAAGGUAUCAUAUUAAAAGAUUAGCUACAGUUGUAAAAAUACGUCUCUAAAGAUAUCCACUGUCUGAUAAUAAAACAUUUAUGUAUUCAAAUCUAGUGAAGAAUAAAAAUAGAGUUUUAAUUGACGCAAAAUCGUUGCGUUAAAACCCGGCAUUGCGCUGAAAAUACAAAAAUGCGUUAAAUUAAAAAUGUACUAAUAAAAAUAGAUUUUGCUUAGAUGUACAUGGUAGUUUUUUGAAAUAUACUUGUCUCUGAUAUGUUUAUUCUUAUAGUACAUAAAUUAAUUGCAUUCUCACUAAAAGCUUUUAAAUUAUAAGUUUACAGUGAUGUGAAUCUUGAAAUGUUUGAUUAACUCGUGUAUGUCAAGCAAAGUUCGACUUUUUCUGCAAAUUGGAUUGAAACAUAAAUAAAGUUAAAAAAAUGUACAUGAACCAGAGGAUUUUUGUUAGGUUGUGAGGUUGUAAAUCAUUUUUAUCAUAUUAUAUGUAUUUUGUUAGCUUUAUUGUGUAUCGCUUAUAUUUCGGGUCGGUCGGGUCGCUCAUUUUUGAGUGAUGCGAGAGCCCACUAUCGGUUAUGCGCUGUAUUUAAAUUGCUAGUUUUUUCGUCGUCAUAUUGUCGGGUCUGAGUGUAUGAUAAACUUAGCUUGCAGAAUAGGUUUUGAAAUUCAAAUCUAAGUAAAGCGUUUCUUUUGUUCGUAUUGUUGAUUCACUUUGGUAAUAUUAUAAGCUUAUUAUUUUUUGUUUGGAAAGUUGAUUUAAAAUAAUUGUCUGUUGACAAGAAAGUGUUUUUUUUAAAUUGCCUACAUAAUAAUAUGUUGGUCUUGAAAAUUAAUCACUCACCAAGUAAUAAGUAACAUAAUUUAAGAGUUGAUUAUAAAUUAUGUAAUUAUGGUGUCAUUUAAUAAAUUAAACUUCCAAGUACAUGGAUUUCUACUUUAUUAGAUAUUAUGUAAUGUCAUAAGCUAUGUGGCAGAGAAAAAAAAUUGCAAAACUGUAACUGAAUAUAGAAAGAAUAAUAAAAAGUGAAUUCUUUGUAA